This is a messenger RNA of Cryptotermes secundus, 1510 nucleotides long. RefSeq lists its product as uncharacterized. Lineage: Eukaryota; Metazoa; Arthropoda; Insecta; Blattodea; Kalotermitidae. Gene Ontology annotation, cellular component: extracellular region. The record is from RefSeq and is a predicted model, not a curated record. Gene Ontology annotation, molecular function: chitin binding. Bases 43 to 867 code for a protein of 274 amino acids. The transcript has 2 exons.
CGAUAUAAAGCUGAGUAGUGGGUUUGAACAGGGACUGUAGAAAUGGAGGCGCGCAGGACUGGAUGUUUUGUUGCCCAGGCGAUUUUACUUAUCUUCGCUUCUCAGGCGCUGUGUGAAACAGUUUUGGACGAUGCUGUAACACCGGCUUCCACAGAAAUCACUGUGACCGUUCCUGCCGCCGUGGAGCCCGGAACAUGCUCUGAGACGGGAAACACCUGCUACAACUGCAGCAGCGCGCCGUUUUGCGUCCCUCUUGCCGACGGAGAUUUCCUGAAUGCUGGCCCUUACAAUUGCGCCGACGCGGAUCCCAGCAAGCCGUACUGUACAGACGGAGCAUGCAGCGCCUCCGCUAGCUCGGAAUGCUCACCCGAUGCUCCCGAAUCCGAAUUCCUGUGUACUGAUGACGGAUAUUUUCCUGACCCGAACGAUUGCCAGAAGUUCCACUUCUGUAUUGGGUCGACAAGCACAACUUUCACUUGCUCUGAAAACUUCGUCUACAGCCAUGAGAAGGUGUCUUGUAUCCGCCGAAGGGCCAGCUCUGAUUGCGCUGUCAUCAAAUGCACAUACAAGACCCAAUUUCAGUACGUUAUUUAUCCCAAGGAUCCUAACGUUUAUGGCCUCUGCGUUCGUGACAGUCCAACCAUAGUACUUAAAUGCGCCGAAGGAGAGGAGUUCGACAUCAAAACGUCCAAGUGUACGUUUAUCUGCAAGAAGGAAGGCCUGUUUCCAGUUAAAGGCGACAGUAGGAAAUACCGCGAAUGUAUUUCCAUCAGUUCCAACAAAUAUCAACUUGUCGAUAGGGAGUGUCCUGUUGGCAGUAAGUUCGAUUCUGACAAAGAACGCUGUGUAAUUGUUUCAGAAACGUAAUAAGGCCUAAUAUUUCCACAGUUUCACUUCCAACCUUACCUGUCCAAAUAAAAAUUGGAGAACUACCCUGAAAACAAUAGAACUGUUUAAGCAGAUGUGAAACUCCUGCCAUCUGUUGUUCCCCUACAUGUACUAUAAGAUGAAAAGUCAAGGAAUAUAAAGAGCAAAGAUAUGUAACACUCAGCAUGCGAUCACAAAAAGACGAUAGACUCGUAAAGUUCCAACAGAGGAUAAUAUUCUUUUAACCAUUUUCCAUCACAGAUCCCAGAAGUACUGACUUCCAACCGAUCCCCGGGCCGGUUACCUUUACUUACAGAAUAUUCGCACGGUCGCCAUGUUUCGGUGGCCAAGAAUGGAAACUAAUGAAAUACACGAUCUCCGUAACCUAAAAUUUCCUGAUUUUGAUACUUAGGCAGUAAAAAUUGAACUGUUUGAGAGGCGCUUGUAAUUUUGCGUGCUUCAUGAACGUAUAGGCAUAAUAUAAAAUCAUGUGGUCUCAUAUAGAAAUGUAAUGAUGUGUAUUGCAUAUGUAUCAAUGAGGGGAUCUUGAAAUUUGGGGAAGGUAUUCUGAGUUAUUACACACGACAUAUAUGUAUGGGUUAUGAAGUGACUGGCUGAUGUUAAUAAAACUUGUUGAAAUGUU